This is a messenger RNA of Athalia rosae (coleseed sawfly), 8210 nucleotides long. RefSeq names its product brain-specific homeobox protein homolog (gene bsh). Gene Ontology annotation, molecular function: DNA-binding transcription factor activity, RNA polymerase II-specific; DNA binding. Lineage: Eukaryota; Metazoa; Arthropoda; Insecta; Hymenoptera; Athaliidae. The transcript is spliced from 3 exons. Gene Ontology annotation, biological process: regulation of DNA-templated transcription. The coding region runs from base 1660 to 2541 and encodes 293 amino acids. The record is from RefSeq and is a predicted model, not a curated record.
UCGACUAGCGAUAUUUUGCGAGAACCUAAAUCGGAUAGCGUCGUGUUUACAAACAUGUAUAGUUCACUUGUGAUCACGGUCGGUGUACCUACGGAAUUCGGCGGAUUUUAACGGUAUAUUAUAAUUUCGGUUCCACUGGACGAACGUUGGAUUUUCGAAAGAGUAGUUCUGUCCUUUUUUUUGUUUUUUUUGUUUUUUUUUUUCAAGACUCACCCCGAACGUCCCUGAUGAUACUUUUACGCCGUGAUCGGGUUUCCGGGCGAGAGAAAGAAUGAAAAAAAAAAAAAAGAAAAGAAGAAAAUAUGACGAAAAUCGAAUACAUAAAUGUGAAUCUUGAACGGUAUCGACAGACCCGCGAAUAUACGGAUAAUACCGUAGUACAGAAGAUAGAAGAUAGAAGAGGGAGGAGAAGAAAGAGCGAAGGAAUUCUUGCGGUUCGUCGCGUCUGGUCCGCGCAUCGCGAAUCACCGUCGGUAUGCAUACAACACAAUGAUAUACGACGGAAUAUCAGAGGAUCGCGGAUCCUCGCGUGUAGAGGGUAACCCGCGGUGUAGGUACACGGCCGUUUGACUCGUCGCAUUUAGUUGGUUCGCGGAAACCUCUCGGGUAUUCAUUAAAUAGCGUCGAGCCGCUCGGAUAUCGAAAGAACGGCGACUUAUGCGCCGCGAUACACCUCACGGGGUAACGCGAAACGUUCGAAGUUUUCGCCACCCCCGCGGAUCGACUCGGAUUCACGUCUUAUUACGCCGUGUCGUAUACGUAUAUAUUUCUCGACGUCGGCCCCGCUCCCCGGGUGCGCGCCCCGUGACCAUGGAGACGGCGGAUCGGGUCUCCGCCCCCGCGACGCCCGAUCCAACCCCGGCGACGUCUGGCGUCGCGACGCCCGCCAAUGCGACGUCGCCGACCCCGUGAACCCUCCCCGAGACAACCGGAGGGUCGCGAAUUGAACAACGAACGCGGGUCGACCGACCGAUCGGGGGCGCCGAUCGCCCCAGUAUUUCACCGUGCGUCGCCGGACCUCGCGAUAUUGCUCAGGGGUAGCUGCACGUGUCUUCCGCCGAGGCGAGAUCGUUUCGAUGGUGUGAAAAUAGAAAAUUUGAGUUCAAAAGUGAUCGAAAGCGGCGAACGAAUUUUUUUUGGAUAUGAUUUCGCUACACCCGACCGCACAAUUUAGGGACUCGGUUGUAUAUCGAAAUAAAUAGGAUCCGCGCUACGCGACGCGGUGGUGAAAUAUAUCAUACAUUGCGUUGACCGCGUUGCGGCUACGACGGAGGGAUAAAAAAAUCUGGAGGAUUUUUUUUGUGCGCCGGUGAAUAUCGUUGAUAUGGAGAAGUUUGUCAUUGAAACGACUUGGCGUUGAAAGCCCUCGAUUUUCGCAAACCCCCGCGAGAGUCCCGAUCGCGGUGAAAUUUCCUCAUCCAUGUAAAAGUAGAGGAUAAAGAACGCUCUCGAAAGCUCCGUUUGCUAAGGGGCGGGUGGGGGUGGGGGGAGAAGAAAAAAAAAAAAAAAAAAACACAAAACAAACAAACAAACAAAAAAAAAAAAAACAAGAAAAUAUCGUCGAAAAGUGAAUCGCGGCAGCGGUGAAACUUGUGUGAAGUUUUCAACGAUUGAAAAACGCGCGUAUAGACUCGGUGCCGUUCGCGAGCCGUCCGAAGGAUGCAGUCGACCUGUCCGCAGCAGCCGCAGCAGGCCCAGAACGGCGGUUCCUCGGCGAGUCGUACCUCCUUUUUGAUCGAGGAUAUCCUCAGCAGGAGCACAGUGCCAGCUCACAACCAUCACCAGUUGCACCACCACUUGGCUCACCCCCAACAACAUCAUUACCAACAAUUCGCUAGCCUCUUGCCCGGAUACUCGUCCGCCCCGCCGGCGGCCGCAUUCUUUCUAGGACCACUAUUCGGAAGCGCCGGCGUUGGUGUAGGCGUGGGUGUGGUUCCGGGGGUUAACGAUCUAGCUGCUCUGAAACACUGCCGACGGCGUAAGGCCAGAACCGUUUUCAGCGACCAGCAAUUGGCGGGACUGGAGGCGAGGUUCGAGGCCCAGAGGUACCUGAGCACCCCCGAACGCGUGGAAUUGGCGGCGGCGUUGCACUUGUCGGAAACCCAGGUGAAAACGUGGUUUCAAAAUCGUCGUAUGAAGCACAAAAAACAGCUGAGAAAAAUUAACACAAACUCCGGUAACGGCGGCGGCGGCGGCGGCCACUCUUCGGCGGAACAACAGACCGGGAAUCCGUCGCUAUCCGCCGCUUCACCCGCCGAGCGCCCCGUAGACUUUUCACUGGGCGGAGGAGGACGGGAUUCUCGAGCGAGCAGCGACGCCCCGGAUUCGGACGAGGACGAGAUCGACGUUCUCGGUGACGAGACGCCGUCGCCGACGGCGGGUCGGAACAUCGUGAACCUCCAGCAGAGCGUUAAUUCGCGUCGUGGUACCGCGACGCCAACGAACUUUCCACCGCCGUCGCAUUCGCAUUCCGUCAAUCUAACCGCCUCGCAUCACCAAGUUCUUCACAGUCACCAAUUGCAGCACCAACAACAUCGCUGAAAAUCCGAAACGGUCGCGCCGUCAAUUCCUCUGCCUUAAAAAUAUUAUCGCCGAACGAUCGCCGCACCGCUACACGUGUGUAUGGAUAUAUCGCGUGCAGAUGAAAGGGAGAAACGACGCAUCGGACCCCCGACUCCGCAUCCUGCACGUCCCUCCGGUCAAGGUUGGUCAUUUGUUGAAUUCUUUGGUCGAACAAUCGUCGCGUAUUAUUCAUUAGGUAUUGCGAAACGCGUCGAAGAUCAUUUUCUUCCCUGUAUACGUAAUCGCAAAAUUUUCAAACUUCAAUCCCUGCAAUGAUUAUCAUUUAACGAUACCUGUAAUUCCGUAGCUACGUCAGCGAAUGUUGCGUAUUAACUUGAUAUUAGCCGGCGUACGGUAAAUUGUGCCAAAAAUUUUUCGACGGUGUAGCGCGACGUACGUUAUAGCGUGAAAAUUGAUAUAGAGAGAAGAAAUAAUGAGAACAAAAAGUAAUUAACCGCGAGUGAAAAUAUGCCGUACGCGACAAAGCGCGCGGUAUUCUAUUAUACUCACUGGAAACGUGAUACAGUCAUCCAUUUUGUGUAACUUAUCAUUUAGAGAGUAUAUUGUAACGUAUAAGUGAAAAAUUCUUGGAUAACGUAUAUAUAAGACACGAAUUGUAAAGUGAUAUAAACACGAUACAUAAUACAAUAAUGUAUAUAUACCAUAAAUUACACAGCAUUAUGUACUUCAUUGCCUUUUAUUAAUCGUUUCUUCAUCUAUCUGUUUUUUAUUUUUAUUUAUUUUUUCUCACCCGAUCGCGAUUUCGUGUCAAUAACGGUAUCGAUUUUUGUAAAAACAACUAAAGGAAUCGAAUAAUCGUACAAAACGUUCCAAUUAACGAUCAAACUUUAUACCGACGAACAAAACGAUUUUCUCAAUCGAAGGGAAUUCUUCUACUUUUUUUUUUCUUCUCGUUGUCGAUUUUUUUCGCUAUUCUCCUCAUCUGUGACCUAGCGCUUGAUGCAAACGGCCGCGGUUUUACAGACGCGGGUACACGGGACGUUUGAUACGAUAUCGGCGGUCUGUAGAAUGGAUACGUUGGAACAUGGAUUGACAUUUUAUUAUAUCAUGGGUCACAGACGCCAGCUGGUCUCCCCAUAUAUCGUUACCGUCCCACUAAUUGAGUGUUUGACAUUUUAAUAUAAUCAUUGGACGACUCGACUGCGGGACAAUAACGAGCCGAGUAUAAAAUCACUGUCGCGAACUUGAGAGCAAGAAUUUUUUCACCCGAAAGCGAAUCGAAUUCUCUCUAUUUUUCUUCUUUUUUUUUUUUUUUGUUUUUUAUUCGCGAAAAUUGUUCGGCGAGAGGUAUAUACAUGUAUAUCAUAUAUAUGUAUAUAUAUAUAUAGAGAGAGAGAUAUAUAUAUAUAUAUAUAUAUGAUUAAAAGGCGUUGUUUAUAUUGGAAUGAAAGACCCGGUAGAAAUGUCACCCGAUUUUCCGUAUACAUAUAGCCCGCGCAUUUGACGCGCGGAACGAAGCUAUAUAGCAGCAGCUCGUCCCUGACUCCAGGGCCAGUCGACGCUCGGGGUGGAUCCUAAUACCCAGAUAAUGGGGAGUAAUUGCAAGGGAUCGGAGCGACCGGAGACGCGAGGUGGCCAGGGGCGAAGCGGAGACCCGAACAAAAGGGGGUAACACUGUUAGCUAUCUGCAGAGCGCAAUCACGCCACGCGCGCGAUUCAAAUAUACUGCGGUGCAGUUCGGUAUAUAUAUUUGUACGAACGCACCACCACCUCCGUUCUCGCCGUUGUUUAUUUCGCUUGUAUAUACGUUAUAAUAUCCGACAGCGAGCGUUUUGCGGGCGGAGUGUAUUGAAAAAAAAAAAAGACAAAAAAAAAAAAAACGUCAAAAGAAUUGUGAAAAGGCCGGAAUUGCGGGGCGACAAAUUUUCAAAACGUUUUUCCUUCUUCUUUUUUUUUCUUUCUUUCUAUAAUCAAUCGACGAUUGAGAGAAACUUUUGUCGAGCUGCACCGAGGGAAAUAUUAUAUACGGGUGCGGAAUAUUGAGUGAAAUCUGACCGAGCGUCUAUGUAUCGAAAAUUAUUGGAAAAUAUAUUUUCUUUUCUUUUUUUUUAGAUAUAUAUACACGAAUCCGUAUUUCAGGCAAUUUCGGAGGUUAUACGUCUGGUCUGUGGUCGAUAAAUAGCUGUAAUGAGAUCAAUUAUCCUGGUUCGUUAAACUCCUGACGAGCACGUUUAUAAUAUCAUCAAACUGGAACAUCAGUGUAUACACGGAUACUAAACGCGUAAAACAUUAUAAUAGGAUGUAACUAAUAACAUCAAUAAUCCACUGGAUAAUAGACUCAUCAGCUGCAGCUUUCAUAUAGACAAAAUAGUUUACACUUUCUAAUUGUGUUUCCACGCCACGGCGUACCGAUGCACGUGUUUGAUUUUUGUUUUGAAAGAAAAAAAAAAGAGAAAAAAGAAAAAAAAAAAAUUUUCACCUCACGUACGUACGUCCGUCACUUUGAUACCGAAAUAUUUUAUAUUUUCGAAAAGGAAAAACACACUCACUCGGACACAUCUCACAGUAUUUAGAAAAAAAAAGUAUAAACGAAUUUUUUUCACACCGUUACGGAAGCCCACGUAUAGGUACGUACCCAUGUAGUGUAGGAAAAGUGAAAUGGUACGGGGUUUUUGUCCCCUGUGAUGCCUGUGAGCUUAUUAUUAAUAUUAUUAUACGCAGAUGUAUCCGCCCACGUUUAUAGGAAGCGAGCGGAAUCCCAACCCAACCGCCUCAUCCUUAUGAUCUUCGCUCGAUACCUAUAUAUUGUAUUCCAGAGUGAGCACCCAUACUGUAGAGAAUUUAAAACGUACGUAUACGCAUGAAUUUAGUUAUGGGCGUUCGCAUGUAUGCGUGUGUCAUACACGGAUAAAUUAUGCUAGUCCCGCGUAUCAUUUCGACGACCCCCGUUGACUGAAACGAAGUAUAAUGAAAGUAAUGGAACACGCCCACUACAUUUAGGCACUUCAACCCCAUAGAGAAGCUGCCAUUGUGAGUACCUGCUCUACUAUUGUCUUUUAUUUCAUUAUUUUUACUGCAUUUUCAUCCUGGGGUGAGAAUUUUCAUUUUAUUAUUAUUUACAUAUACCCGUGUACUAUAUAAAUGCCGACAAUAGCGCCUUUACAGAUUUAAUAAACAACAAUAAUGCCCCAUAAUUUCAUCAACUGAGACCAUCUCGUCAAAUACUUCAAAGAAUUCUUGAAUGCGUACAUUAUAUGUAUAUAGGUGCGCGUCCACUCGGCAAUAAUCGUAGUUAAUAAAUAUUGAACGUGAACAGAAUCGACGCUCUUUUUUUUUCUUCUUCUUCUUCUUCUUCUUCUUCUUCCAAUUGUGAGAUCCCCCGAAAUUCGUCUAGACGAUCGUUCUGGAAUGAAAAAAAUUGUUGAAAAAAUUAAAGAAAUUACGACCGUGAGACAAAUAAGCGCGGAUAGCGUAGGAAAUUUACUCGCCGGUUAAUUUUCGUUCAGCUCGGACAAUGGGACCCCGGAAAACGGGGCCAAAUAUUCGAAAAUAAAAAUGGCGUGUCCGCGUUUCUUUUUUCGUUCCUCCCGUUUUUCUCUGACAAAUUUAUUUGCGGCGAACGUAAAACGUGCGAGUCGGCCCAGCCCACGUAUUAUACGUACGAACCAUUACUACGUGGGAAACAAAAUUUUAAGCUAAAGAGGCUCAACUUUAGGACUAUAGAAUACGGCUGUUAGCCUAACAAGCUGUCAAGAUGUCGGCGCGUGUCACUUGACGUCUAAACCUGCAGUAGCAGUAGCAACCCCCUGCAGAUAUAGACGGAGAAUCUCGACCCCAAACGUCCGAGACGGAACCAACAACCGAGUAAAACACUUUAGUGUAGAAUAAAUUGUGCUCUCGGAACUCGAUUUCCGACGCGGAAUAUACCUAUAGAGUUCGCACCCCAUCGGUGCGGCAUCGGUAAUUUUCUAGAACCCGGAGAACCUCGGCCGUUUCGACUACACAACUCACGUGCCGCUUAACUUGAUCACCGGGCAAUCUGUACUCAUUUGAACCUCCGGUUACUCCACCAUCGCUUCUGCUAACAAAUAAUAUUGUCCGUGGCGUGUGGGGUUUCUGAUUCAAUUUUCACUACGCGCGUCUCAACCGUCUAGCAAGUACGACGAGAACGACGUCGACGCGACGCGACGCGACGCGACGAUCUACGGGUGGGAAAACCGUGACCCGUCGUUAUUAUAUUCCGUCAUAUUUUCUCCCGUAUAGAUUCGAGUUUCCCUCACACUGUAACACGUCAUAUUUGCAGUGGCUAAAACUAUUCCCCCCAGCGUUUAUAAUUAGCGAUUGUUAUCUUCGCUGUUAUUACUAUACGUUCGAGGGAAGCACGGGUAUUAUUUUUUUUUUUUUCGUUUUCUUUUUUACUCUCUUUCUUCUUAUCUGAAAAUCGACGAUCGGGUUACCCGAUUUCUCUACGCCGAGGAUGAUCCGUGUAAGAAAUUCACCAAGCUUCGGUCACGUUUAGAGUGAUUUAUUAACUUUUUUUUCCUAUUUAUUUUUCAGGUGUACCAAUUAGCCAUGUUAUUCAGUUACGAGUUACAGGUAUAUCGCACGUCCACGAUAGAGAAGAGUCGAAUAAAAAAAAAAAUAAAUAAACAAAACAAUUCAGUGUUUGUUUAGCGGGAAGAUUCGUAUCUCCACGACGUGUUUAAAAAUAAUUACCCAGUGAGAUGCCACGAUAGUCACGAAGGCGUCCUCACUCAGCAGUCACCUUUAAGCUUCCUGUUCAAAAGUGGACGUCGAGUACCACCUCGAGUGCCCCCUUCAGAAGACCUAUGCCCCGACAUAAAGGCUUUGGAUUUUCCAGAGGUUCUUAGGGGUCCUCUCUCACCUUCAACCACUCUCUAUCAUCGUUGUUAAAGAAGUAAAGACUAAAGGCUUUCAAUAGUUUUUUAAGUAUAAAUUUCUAAAGACACCGUCAAAUACUUGGAACAAAUGAAAAAAGAAAAAAAAAAUCUCUAGACGAUCCAUCUAUUCAUCUCUCCGAUGUGAUAUCGGGUUAGCCGAGAUUCUCGAUUCUUUUUAUAGUCAAAUGGUCACUUAAACGUGUAUCAAGUUAUUUGUCAGAAAAGAACGGAAAUUUCAACCUUCGAUCUCAUUUAUACUUUACCGUUCGGUGUUGUCAAGUUUUUUCGUCCCUCUUCUUCUUUUUUUUUCUAUUAUCGUUGAUAUCACUUAUGGAUCUUGAGAAAAUUUUCAAUAAAUUGAGGUGAUAAAAAAAAUAAUAAAAACAACAAGAAUAAUAAUAAUAAUAAUAAUAAUAAUAAUAAUAAUAACGAUAACAAUAAUAGGAUGUAAUAUUUAUCUUCAUAUUUAUAAUAUUUAUAAUAGUUUACAUAUAAUUUUUUUAAUAUAAUAUAAUAAUAAUGAUAAUAAUAAUGCGAUGAGCGAAACAGAUGUUCAUUAAUAACAAAACAUUUAUAAGCUAGUUAAUGAAGCAAUGAAAAAUUUAUCGAGGCCGUUAAACAUUUUUCGGGUGUUUAAUAAUAACCCCUCUUCAAAACACAAGAUUACUAUUAGAGUAUUAGACAAUACAAGUUUAAGAUAUUAGUCUUCAACUUAUUUCAUCUAUUCUGUUAUUUUAAUUUAUAACUUUGUGUAUAUAAGUAUAGAGAAGUUUCCACUUAUUGUUU